AUGUCGGAUGACCUCACUUGUCGUGAGGAUAUCCCUCUAUCCUUAUUUGAUGACGUCGAGAAUGCUAAAGUUCCAGAGAAAAGAACUUCUAAUCCAGGAAAUCCUAUAUUACUUACCUCAACAACUACUCCUACUUCAUCUGGUACUCCAAAUGUAAUAAGAUUUCAACCAGAUAGUCGUAUUACAUACAGCAGAAAUAAUGAUAAUACUUUUACAACUUAUCGCAAACCGCCAUUUUCUCAUAUGACAAGGCAUGGUGUUAUACCUCCUGUUGUCAUGCCAAGAACAAUACCAAGAGAUUCAGGCUCUGAGAAUGGACUUGAAUUAAGACCAUCUCAAAUUCAACAAUCAAAUAGUAGUUUUUCAACAACGAUAAAACCACUUGGUAAUAAUGCAGCACCAUUCUUUCCACCAAAAAGAGAAUUUGACUCAAGACAAGUGUUGAAUAGAAGUGUUUCAGGUGGUAUGACAAUACAGAAUCCAUUACAAUCACCAGGUCAACAUGUAACUACAGUCAUUCAACCAACAUCAAAAAUUUACAAAACUAUAAGUGAUGGUCAAGGAAGAAUGAUAACUCGAGUUAAUGUCCCAAAGAUAAGUAGAAUUACACAAUUAAAUACUAAUCCACAAGUUACAAGAACUGUUAUUCCAAUAAGACAAACUACAAGUGGACAAAUUUCACGUCCAAAUAUUUUACGUGCUACUAAAAUUCAAGCUACUGCUGCACGUAAUUUACAACAAAGAACACCUAGUAUAUCUGAACAAAAACCAACUACAACCGAUUCAAAAUUAAUUGAUAAUGGACUUAUUAAAUCAACUGAUCAAAAAAGCGAUGCUAAAGUGGAGACUAAAACUGUUCUCCAUGUUACAGAUAUACGUAAUGGUGCACCACAAGUUAUAACUCCACAAUCAACAGUAAUAAUUUCAUGUGGACUACCAGGUACACAAUCAUCUCAACAAUCAUCAACAACUCCAAUUGUAAGAAAAAGAGGUCGUAAACAAGAGAUAUUAAAAGACGAUAGUUGCCAUAUUGGUCCUCCUGUCACAAAUAUUGUAGUUGCAAAUCCAAUUAUUGUAAAACCAGUAUUUAAUGAUGGACAACAACCAAAUGAAGGUGAACCAAAAACAAGAAGACGUGGUGGUGGUAGAAAAAAGAAAAUUGAUAGUGAAAAUUUAGUUGUUAAAGAACCACCAAAAAAGCGUGGUAGAAAAAAUGAAGCAAAUUGUGUAGAUAAGGUUAAUGAAUCUGAGACUGUUCCUAUUACAGUUCAAAUAAAUAAUCAAAUUGAUGAUUCAAAUAAAAAAGUUGAUAUAUCUAAAGACGAUCUUAUUCAAGAAAGUAUUGAUGCAUUAUUUUCAUCACCUGUUCAACCAUUUUUGGGAAAACUAAAUACAACAAGUAGUGGACAAGCAUCAAAUGAAAUAGGAAAGAAAGGAAGAACAGCAAAAACUCCAAGAGUUCCAAAACAACCUAAAACACCUAGAGUUCCAAGAGAAAGUAAAAAAGAUAAAGAACAAAAUGAAAAUAAAGAUGUAAAAUCUAUAAAAACUACAAGAAGUAGAAAACUACCAAAUGAAAAACAAGUUACACCCCAAACACAAGUAAUUUUAGUAACUACAAAUGAAAAAAAAAUUAUUACUCCUAAAGUUCCUUUAAAUACUUCUCUUCUUGGCAAAACAACUCAAGUUAAAAGUGAUAAUAAAUCAAAGGAUUUGGAAAUAGUGAAAAAUAAGGUUGUAAUAAAUAAAUGCGAUGGAAAAAAACGUUUACCUCAGACAAAUUUGCAAAAUAAUAGUAACAAUCAAUCUUCAAAAACAACAUCAUUAAAAGAUUUAAGAGUGAUGCAAUUACUUAAAGACCACAAGGCAUCUGAACUAACAAAAAAUUUAACCAAAGAAGAUACUAACAAAAAUGAAAAGAAGAUAAAUAAAAAAAUUGUUAGAGGAAUAUUAAAUAACAGUAAAGUAGCAGAUAUUAUUGAUGAUAAUAAAGAUGUUAAAAAUGAUAACAUAAUUGUUAAAGGAAAGAAUGAUGAUGAAACACUAGAUAAGUUAUCAGAUGAUAAAAAAUCUACAACAAAUUUAAAUAAUUGUGGAAGAAAUGUACAAUUUAAAAAUGAAUCAAUUGUUUAUAAUUUAUCAGAGAAACCACGAGAAAUUUUAAAAAAAUCAAAUUUACCAUUACAUGGAAUUUUAAAAAAUAAAUCAGUAGUUAGUAGUAUUACACAAACAAUUCCGCAAAUUAAAAAUGUAUCAUUAAAUAAUUCUAAUAAUGUAAAGAUAAGAAGUAUUAUACCAGAACCAGCAAUUCCUGGACCAUCAAAUGUUAAAAUAAUUCCACCUCCUUUAAUAAAUAAUAAUACUAAAGUUAUUACAACAUCUCAAAAUAUAAAAUCAAAAGAAAUUGAUAAAAAUGUUUCAAAUAAAACGGUUGUAGAAAAAAGUUCAAUACCAAUAAAACCACCUCCUACUGUUUCUGGACCACCAGGAAUAAGUAAAAAUACUACUUCAAUUCCUUCAGAAACACAACAAAAAAAUCCUCCUUUAGCAGAUAUAAAUAAUUAUGCUAUUACAUCAAAAGAUGUUAUUGAACAUUUAUUAAAAGAGAUAUCAAAAAAAAGUGUUAGUGAAAAAUUAGAAUAUGUAAGAAUCUUUAGUAUAUAUAAUAAAAUGACAGAUGUUGAAAAGACUGCUGUUCACGCACUUUGUGAUAUGAGUAAAGGGUUAGGUAAACCAGUAAAUAAUGAUCCAUCAUAUAUUGAAAUGAUGAAAAAGAAAUGUGAGGAAAAGUUAAAGGAAAUUGCACAAAUUGAACGUGAUGAUAUGUCAACAUUGCAGAAAAAUUUACUUCAAAAGCUUAAAUAUCAAAAAUUUUUAAAUCAAUCUAAAAGAAAGUCAAAAAAAGUGAAUGAUAUAGAUAAAAGUAAGAUAAAUAAUCAUACUAAGGCAUCAAGAAAAAAUAAGCAAGAAGAUGUUAAAAAAUUAAAAGAAAAAGAAAAAAAGUUGAGAGAUAUUGUCAUGUAUACAGAUUCAAAAAAUGAAAUUUGUGAAAAAAUAUUAAAUGAAACAUUUAACAUGGUAAUGAAUGGAAAAAAAUCAACAUUUAUUGGUGGUUUUUCUGUUUCUAAACAUUGUAAAGUUAAAGCUGAUCAAAAAAUAAAACCAAAGUUAUCUAAAAGUUUUAUUAUUAAAAGAAAUAUUAUGAGAUCUAGAAGAGAAUAUAAAAAAUUAGUUCUAAAAAAGGAACAGGAAGCAUUUUUUUCAGAAGCUAAUAAUUCUAUUCAAACAACUCAAAACAAUUCAUUAUUUAGACAUAAGCGUUUAUGUAUGAAAUAUAACGAUUGUUAUGCAACAAAACCGUACUCUGUAGCAGAGGCAAAAUUUAUCAAAAAAUAUAAUUUAUCUGAAACAUUUAGAUAUAUUGAUUGUAAUCAAGUUAAAAGAUUAAUGUUUGAUUUUUUUAGAAAAAUAGAUAGUCCUUUAAAAUAUACCAAAAGAGCAUUUUUUUAUCAAUUACUUAAGAAUAAGAAAGUUUUUGGUGAAACAAAAGCUGCUAAAGAAAAAUUAAAAAUGUUAAUUGAACAUAUUAAUAAAAAAUUAAUUAAAACAAAACAAAAACCGUUUAGUUUAUUGAGUCGUUGUGAAAUUUUAAGAACAACACCUGGAAUAUUAAAAUCAAUUUUUAAACCAUUUAAAAUAUUUUCAAAAGAAAAAAGAAAAAAAAUGAAAUGUCCAGGUAUAAGUAAUUAUUUACUUAAUAGUAAAAUAAUUCAUGGUAUGGCAUGGGAACAUAUUGGUUCAUUACAUCCAGAAAGAAAACAAGGUUUAGUUGAUGAUAUUAAUAGAUUAAAAAAAAUAAUGCCUGUUGAUCAACAUUUAAUAAAUUUAUAUGAAGAACAUGUAUUAGUUGGUUUUGAAAAAUAUAAACCUGUUCCAUCAACAUUUUAUAAAGCAGUAUAUCCUAUACUUCAUCCUGAGGUAACAAAACUUUUUACACUUGUUGAUGAAGAUAUAGAUCCAAAUAUAACAAAAGUAUACAAAAAUGGUCGAUGUUAUAAUGUACCUGGUGAUGAUUUUUAUUAUUCUCAUGGAUCAAUAAAGCAACGUGAAACACCACAAUAUCCACAAUUAAAUGAAUUUGCUUCCCCAACAUUAGGAAUAAAAUUAGAUGAAGAUUUUGAAAAGCUUCAAGGUAAAAUUCAAAAUAUAUUAAAGAAUGAUGAUGUUGAAAGAAUAAAUAAAUUAAGUGAUGAAGAAGUUCUUAAAACUUAUGAAUUAAAUAAACGUUCAUUUGAAGGAACAUGGCUUCACAAUUCAUGGGGAACAUUAGCUCAUUGGGGUGAGGUUGUUGCUGGUGCCUGUGUCAAGGCAGAUGUUGCUGAAGCUGAAGCAUUAAAAACAUGGUUAAAUGCAUAUGUAAAAUAUCUAACAUUUCGUAAUGAUGUCUAUUCAACAGGAAGGAGAACUUUUCCACAAUUACAAUUACAAAGAAUUGGUGGUGAUGCACCUGAAGAUAGUAUAUUAGAAUUUGCAGAGUGCCAUCAAAUUAAUUAUGGAUCAUUUGGACCUGAAUGGAAAUGUAAAGAUAAUCAUAAAAAAGAUUUAGAAGUUAGUUCUUUUAUUGUAUCAUGUGAAGGUUAUGAUAAUGAAAAUGAUCAAUAUAUUCUUGAUGGAAGUUGUGUUCUUAAAUAUGAACUUGACAAACGUACAAUUAUGGAUGAAAAUGAAAAUGAUGCGUUUUAUUUUUGGAUAUUUAUGUUAUUUGUAGUUGGUUGUAUUAUAUUAACAAUAUUUUUUAGAAAACAUUCCAAUAGAGAAAUAAGAAAUAGUGAAACAAGUAAUUUAAGUAGUGGUUAUUUAAAUAGGAUGGAUGAAUAUUUUGGUGGAAGACCUUACACGGAUUUGUCUUAUCAACAACGAUUAAUUAAUAAUCAUUAUUCAAAUGAUUAUAUAGGUAGUGCUAAUAUGGAAUGGCCAUGUGUUGGGCAAUCAUCAAAUAGAUAA
Molecule: messenger RNA, 5004 nt
Organism: Strongyloides ratti
Lineage: Eukaryota; Metazoa; Nematoda; Chromadorea; Rhabditida; Strongyloididae
Product: Store-operated calcium entry-associated regulatory factor
Exons: 3
Coding region: 1-5004 (1667 amino acids)
Biological process (GO): regulation of store-operated calcium entry
Cellular component (GO): endoplasmic reticulum membrane
Source: RefSeq, a predicted model, not a curated record